UCGAAUGUUUGAUUAAAUAUUUUUUUCCUUGCGGACGCUGCUAAUGUUGGAUACCCAGUCAACUUAGCAAGGUUAUCGCAAAGUUUCUAGGUUCAUUCCAGUAGUAUAAACCAUCACAAGGUAACCGUGUCAUUCGAAGAGAUAUUAGGUUUGAUUCGGUCGGUGUUCUAUGAUCCAACCUUUGAUCUUACUUCAGUGACUGCUUCCCAGAUGGGACACAACGUAAAAGAAACCAAAGCCUUGCAUUUCUUCCUUGGAAGAAAGAGAAGGUGGAGCUUGAAAACUGGCGAGACGGUGGGAGAAAGGGACUCGCGCUCCGCAACUGGACGAUAUUUGGCCAACUGACAAUACAGAAGCUUGAGCAGGCUUGAGUUUCUCGCCCAAAGUGGAAAGCGAGAGACACUAAACACAUUUAGCUAGCCUGUUAACAUAAAUGGUUUUGUAAAAGCGCAUGUUAUCACCUGUGACCAGUAUCGGUGGAGUUGCAUUUCGACGAUUUGGACGACCGGACUAGAAAGUGCUUUUUGGACUCGGAAACCUAGCGAGCUAGUCCGCUAAUGUUAGCCAGCGAGUUAUAAACAAGUUCCUUGGAUUAACGAACGGGACCACCUUGACUUUUGGCAACAUAACAUAACAGUUUGCUCCAGUUUUGGAAAAUGCUUCAACCCAUACAAAGGUUCUGCUGUGCUGCUUAGGACGCUGAAGCUGAACAAGACCCCACAGGCUCCCAAUAAAGGGCUUUGUUCACAACCUUGCAGCGCUUUGUUUACUUUCUAGCACCUGAGGCACACAUUUCAAAAUGGAAGGAAGAAUCGCUCUGUGGCUGAUGUGAGGUUGUGAUCGCUGAGUUUGCUGAAGUUCGCUUGCCGAUCUUCCAAGGACAACCACCUCUGGCCUUGGCUCUGCCUGUGUGUCCGUUACCUCCAGCUGGACAGGUUGAUAUUUACAGCAUGCCCGUGUAGCGCAGAACCUGAACACAUGCGACCAAGACUGGUGGACCUCUGAUCAAGACACUAGAACCAUGGGCAAGGAGCAGGACCUCUUACAGGCGGUCAAGAACGGAGACCUGCCCUCCGCUCAGAAACUGCUGGCCAAGGUCAAGGCCAAUCGAAGCAAGUUAUUGGGCUCCACAAAGAGACUGAAUGUCAACUACCAGGAUUCAGAUGGGUUUUCAGCACUACACCACGCUGCACUCACGGGCACCACAGACCUCAUCACCCUGCUGCUGGAGACCCAGGCCACGGUGGACAUCAAGGACAGCAAUGGAAUGCGCCCGCUGCACUACGCAGCCUGGCAGGGCAAGGCCGACUCUGUUCAGAUGCUGCUGCGUGCCGGGGCGUCCGUCAACGGCACUUCACACGACGGACAGAUACCCCUGCACCUGGCCGCGCAGUACGGCCACUACGAUGUGUCUGAAAUGCUCCUGCAGCACCAGUCCAACCCCUGCCUGAUCAACAAGGCCAAGAAGACACCGCUGGACCUGGCCUGUGAAUUUGGGAGGCUGAAGGUUGCUCAGCUGUUGUUGAGCAGUAACAUGAUUGUGGCUCUGUUGGAGGGAGAGAGGAGAGAAGGCUCGGACUCCAGCUUCAACACUCCGCUUCAUCUCGCCGCCCGCAACGGUCACAAGGACAUUAUCAGGCUGCUUCUGAAAGCCGGCAUCGACAUCAACAGGGCCACCAAGGCUGGCACCGCCUUGCACGAGGCCGCCCUCUACGGCAAAACAGAAGUAGUGCGGCUGCUGCUGGACGCUGGAAUUGACGUCAACAUCCGCAACACCUACAACCAGACAGCACUGGACAUCGUCAAUCAGUUCACCACGUCCCACGCCAGCAAAGACAUCAAGCAGCUCCUGAGAGAAGCUACAGGAGUUCUACAGGUGAGAGCUCUAAAGGACUACUGGAACCUGCAUGACCCCACGGCCCUAAACAUCCGCGCAGGAGACGUUAUUAUGGUCCUGGAGCAGCACAUGGACGGCCGCUGGAAGGGACACAUCCACGACACGCAGAAAGGCACGGACCGCGUGGGCUACUUCCCUCCCUCCAUCGUGGAAGUGCUCAGCCGCCGAUCAGCAGGGGGCACCCUCUCCCGGCACGCCUCUCUGCCCACCCAGCGUCAGCAGUUCCUGUCCAGAGCCCCCCCCGCUUGCUCCAGCUUGAGUAACGUCCCACAGACUGACGACUCCUACACCCUGUACGCGCCCCCUACUCACCUCUCCUACCCCCGCGCCAACGGCCUGGACGACAACGCAGGUACGCCACCCGACAGUCCCAGCCUCCUCUCUGAGCCAGCUAGUCCCAGUGAGGACAUAUGGGUCCUCAGGAACUCUCUCCCCGCCGGGGACAGGAACAGCGUGGGCAGCACUGGCAGUGUGGGCAGUACCCGCAGUGCAGGCAGUGGACAGAGCACAGAGAGCAACAACACCCACAGCGGCCCCCAGCAGCCCGUCGCCCCCCCAGACCCAAACAAGCCAGCGCCCCCUGUUGGCGAAGUGGUGCAACAGCAGAGCACAGGCCCUGACCCCAGCAAACAGCCAGAGCAGCCUCAAGGGGCUCCACGGCGCAGUCUGAUCCCCCUGCGGUCCGGAGAGCAGGGCUUUUCCCAGCACUUCAUCCGUCCCGAGCAGCUUCUGGAGGGCCGGGAUGCCGAGGCCAUCUACCAGUGGCUGAGCGAGUUUCAGCUGGAGCACUACACCGGAAACUUCCUCAGCGCUGGAUAUGAUGUGCCCACCAUCAGCAGGAUGACCCCUGAGGAUCUCACUGCCAUUGGGGUCACCAAGCCUGGCCAUCGCAAGAAGAUCUCCAUGGAGAUAGGGAACCUGACCAUCCCUGAGUGGCUACCGGACUACAUUCCGUCGGAUCUGGGCGAGUGGCUCAGCGCUAUUGGGCUGCCUCAGUAUCAUAAGAAGCUGUCGGAGAACGGCUACGACUCCAUCACCAUCGUGCGAGACAUCACCUGGGAGGACCUGCAGGAGAUCGGCAUCACAAAGCUGGGUCACCAGAAGAAGAUGAUGCUGGCGGUGAAGAAGCUGUGUGACAUACAGAAGGCCCGUAACCAAGCAGAGGGGCAAGGCACCCUGCGACGGAAGCUUCCGGGCGCCCUGGAGCUGGUUGCCAUCGAGCCUCCAGAGAGCGGGGACUGCCCCUCGCCCCACACGCCAAAAAUGCUCACCUUCCAGGACAGCGAGCUGAGUGCCGAGCUUCAGACCGCCAUGUCCAACAACUACAGCGGCUGCCAGGAGGGUCUGGCCAUGAGGAGCGCGGCGGCCAUGUCGGUCAGCCAGGAGAGCAUCGGCACGCGGUCCCGUGGCUCGGGCCACUCCCAGGAGCCCCCGCUGGCCUCGGCCGCGGCCCACAGCCGUUCCCAGGAGAGCCUGGGCAGCGCCGACAGCGGCAGGUCCGGCGGCAGCCCGGGGAAGGAGAGGAACAUUCCGGAGGGAUGGGACCAACGGCAGCCUCUGACCUCUAAGCUGGUGCUGCUGCAGCAGAGCCCGGUCAGCCUCACUCCGCCCCACACCCCCAGCAAGAUGGCGGGGCUUGCCUACCCAGCGGUCCCUGCCAAGCCCAAAGCCAACUCCUCGCCGGUCCUGCCUUAUCACAGUAGCCCACAGGGCUCCCCGGGCCACAAAGCCUUCAGCUACCUGCACUCCCACUGCGGGAGCACCAACCUGGAGCGCAGCCCGCUGGCCAAGCCCCUCCCCUCCACCUACGGAGUGCCAAUCAACGGCGAGGCCCUCCGGCCGAAGAAGCGCACCCAGAGCCUGACGCGCCACGCCCUCUCGGACGGGGAGCCUGACGAGGACGAGUUGCCCGCCGUGCCCUCGGCCUCCCUGGCGUCCUACGCCACCCUCACCCGCCGCCCCGGCCGCAGCCAGCUGGCGCGCCUCCAGACGGCGUCCGAGCGCAACGUGGGCCGCAGCCAGUCCUUCGCCAUCCGCGCCCGCAAGAAGGGCCCGCCCCCGCCCCCACCCAAACGCCUCAGCUCCGUCAGCAGCAGCGGGGGGACGGAGCCGCCCGACCCCAGCCUGGCCAGCGGGGCAGGGGUGGAGCUGGAGAGCCCAGGCAAUGUGAAGAGCAUUACCGCCCUGCUGGAGACCGGCGGGGGCAGCCCGUUGAAGCUGGACAGACCCGGGCCCCAGCGCGAGCCCGGCUCCCCGGUGCCCCCGCCCAAACCGGCGCUGCCGCCCUCACGCGACCCCGCGGGGAACCGCAGGAGGACGGUGAGCGAGCCGGGCUCCUGCCUGACCGACAAGCCUGAGGGCGACGGGGGGGUGAAGUCGGACACGGAGGAGGAGAGCCGGGCCGGGCCGGGGCUGGAUGGCUCCUCCUCACCCCAGAACAGCUCCAGCGAGUGCAUCCCCUUCGCCGAGGAGGGCAACCUCACCAUCAAACAGCGGCCCAAGGCGGCCGGCCCGCUUAAACCGGAGCCCCCGCCCAAGACGCCCGAUCUCCCGGAAUUCAACCUGAAGGAGUCGGACACGGUCAAGCGCAGACACAAGCCCAAGGAGGCAACCUCGCCCGAGGAGGAGGGCGUCGAGCCCUCACCCCCACCCCCACCCCCGUCUGCCAAAGAGGGGAGUGGCCAGGAGUUCCAGAGUGACGAGGACGUUAGCCUGAGGAUCGCUGAGAUCGAGAGGAGCCUGCAGUGCCUGGAGAAGGGUGGCCCGCCCGCAAAGCCCCAAAAACCCCCCGUCUCCCCGAAACCCGCCAGCCCACAGAAACCCACGGCUGCUGCUAAACCGCUGCCGUUCCCCUCAGCUCCAGCAGCAGCAGGUGCUCCCAGUGUGAAUGUCAGCGUGGUGCAGAGUGUGGCCUUCACUGCCCCCUCCCAGGGCUGCUCGCUGUCCUCAGCCACACCUGCUCCCUGCCAGCCAACCAAGCCAGGAAAGGCCCAGGCCUGUGUGUCGGGCCCAGAGCCGGGCCCCGGAUCAGUGCUGGUUCAUAAGCGGCUGGAGCAGACCAGCACGUCCCUGGAGGCGGCGCUGGAGGCAGUGGAGAGAAAACUCAUCCUGGAGGACAACACCGAUGGCGGCACCAACACGGUGAAGUCUGCAGGGAACAUUCUGGACGACAUCGGCAACAUGUUUGACGACCUAGCUGACCAACUGGACGCCAUGCUGGACUGAUCCCGAGCUUCCCCCAGGCCCUGCCCGAACCCUGCCCAGGCCCUGCCCCGCUCAUGGCCGAGCCUCAGCCGUCCCCCAGUGGACCUGCAAAAGCCCUGGGUACCUGGCUCCCUCCUGGGUUCCCUCAUUCCCCUUCAACUGAAUUAACCCCCACCUCGCCUGCACCUCCACCGUACCACACUGGCAACCCACCGUGGGGACUCAAACAGGAUCCCGGUCGCACUGCAUGGAAGUCCAUGGAAGGUGCCGGAAGCAAGGUGGCAGGAGCGCAUCCGUGGAGCUUGCGGCUCCUUACUUCAACACGAGCACUUAAGACUACUGCCCCAGACGGGGUCAGGGCUGCUGCUGGCGUGAAUACAGGGACUGUGACGUUUCAGCAGCACGGUGUGCCUGAGCACAGACUGCAGCUGAACCAGCGCAUGCUGAAGCCUUCGCCUUCUUUCACAUUUCAUUUAAAAUGGCUGCUCGUCUUACCCUGCUUCUCAUUCUUCGUGAGUCCAUCAAAAUCAGUGACUCGCCUCAGAAAUGAAGGGUUCAUAUUUCCUGUUUUGAUUUGCUACGCCGAAACCAUUCAGGAAGAGAACCAGGUUGUACUAUUCCCAGAAGGAAUAAUAUUUGUAACACAAGUCCUAAGCUGUAUAAAUUUACAGCUUCAACGGUUUCUGCUCAUUUAAUUUAAUGCUGAGUGACUUCUGUUUUGUAACUGUGGUAUACUUGUCUUCUUUAAUUCAUUGGGCAAGUAACCUGCUUACAUAUUCUCCUUGGAGACAAGCUUUUACAUGUGAUGUUUUUCAAGCAGCAGGGCGUAGAGGUGUAACAGUGUGCGACUGAUGUAAACAUGUACAUUUCUGCAUAGUGGUUUUACUCUAACAAAGGGAAGCAUCUGACUGCUUUUAAAAGCAUAUUUAAAUAAAUAACUAUAUUAAGCAUAACUGUAAGAUUUUAAGAUGACAUUGUACAGUGGAAGAUGGCUGUAAUCACCAAUGAUAUACUAUAUUUUGACUAAUUAUUUUAGAGCUGCAAUCAAAAAAAAAUCAAUAUAAGUCUAAAAAAUAUGUAUAUUAUAGACUAUGUUUGUGUGUAUGUUAGUGAUUGGGAGCAAUUUAUUGUUUUUUUAUUGUCAACCAAAGUUGUAUGUGUGUAUUGCCUUUCCUCUGCGACAUUUUGUCAUUUAGCCAAUUAGUUCAUUAUCAAUUAUCCUUUACAUUUUGUAUUAAUUAAAACUAAUUUAACCAUUAGGGAAGAUGCUUUGUGAAGUGCUGAGACCUUGAGACUGAAGCACAUAAAAGGGUUAAUUAUUCAAAUCCGGGUCAGUGAGGCUGAAGCACAUCGAGGGGGGGAUUUCACUGCUGAAGCAGACUCAUCUGGGUCAGUGAGGCUGAAGCACAUCGAGGGGGAUUUCACUGCUGAAGCAGACUCAUCUGGGUCAGUGAGGCUGAAGCACAUCGAGGGGGAUUUCACUGCUGAAGCAGACUCGUCCGGGUCAGUGAGGGCGACGUACACUGAGGGGCGACGUACACUGAGGGGGGACUUCACUGCUGAAGCAGACUCGUCGGUCCCUGAAACGGUGGAAAUGGGACCUUGUGUGGCUGUGAAGCCGGCCCGCAGCUUGCAGCAGAGCCGGGACAGGCCAGGAAGGCUGCAGCGGGUUUCAUAAUGCAGCAGGCGCUUUAUUUCAAAUGAUCUCCAGUAAAUGGUGCAUCAGGCCUGCUCUUUUUCCACACGAAUCCUUCUUAUUGCCACACAUUUCCCAAGCGCAUCUACAGUACCGUUGUGCAUUAGUUCAGUAAUGCACUUACGUCAUACCAACAGGAGAGGCUGCAGUUACUGGGGAGAAGACCACUGUCAUUGACCAGUCUGUCAGUAUUUUUCACAUAACUUAUUACUUGUGUGUAGACUGCAUUACGUUUCAUGUUUUUUUUUUUUCUUCAUUGAUGAAAAAGAGUUUAAAUGCAUCCAUCAAACGUCAGUUGUUUGUCUAGUUAUUUAACUAUGAGAAUAGCUCAUAUUACGGAAACUGCAUGUUUUCAUUUUAUAAGAUUCCUUGAUUCAAGUUUUUUUAGAAACAGUAUAGCUUAUAUUUUUGAUGACAUUUGAUGACUAUCAUGAGUAAUGCUGUAAUUAUUGUGUUAUUCCAGGCCUUGUACUGUAAAUCAUUCUCAGUCCAGUUAUGAGCCACUUCAUUCCUGCAGUGACCCUGUGUGUGCGCGUGCGUAUGUGUGUGUGUGCGCAUAUACGCAUGCAUGAGUGUGUGUGUGUGUGUGUGUGUGUGUGUGUGUGUAUUUGUGCUGACACAGGAACUGGUUUCAGCUGUGGUGCUGAAACACAGAUACUCCUUAAGGCCAGUUCAAUUAGAUUAUACAGAUAUUGAUUUCUACUCAAGACAGAGCACCUUAAGAUGGAUGGUUAAAACCUGUAAUCAGAAUAGUUAUAGAACACUGUACUGACUGGUAAAUGUUUUUUUAUAUUACGUUCUGAAUAUUUUAUCACUUGUCUAAUCUGUUUACUGUUAACUAUUAAAGAAGAUCUGUAUGUUUAA
This is a messenger RNA of Conger conger (European conger), 7661 nucleotides long. RefSeq names its product caskin-2-like. Lineage: Eukaryota; Metazoa; Chordata; Actinopteri; Anguilliformes; Congridae. The record is from RefSeq and is a predicted model, not a curated record. The coding region runs from base 1022 to 5122 and encodes 1366 amino acids. The transcript is spliced from 22 exons. Gene Ontology annotation, molecular function: protein binding.